AUGGAGCCUGGAAUUUUUUGCAACAAACAUUCAUUUUUCACACUGAACCGCCGAACAGUGUCGAGUGAAUUAAAACAAACUACCUUGUCUAAGCUUCUUCGAUAUUUUUGCGUGCCGUUUGCUGCCCUACAGGAAACAUGCAUCAAAGAUCGGCCCGUCAUCAAUAUCGGAGACUACACCACUUACUGCAGCGAUGCUGAUGAAAAGAAUAUAGGAGGUCGCGAGUUAACUGUGAGGAACGACUGCAAAAGUUUGGUGGAGAAAUUUGGUUCAACGUUAGCUCAGUGUGCCGCUAUGCGACUGCGGGAUCGCAGAGGACGUAAAUUCAGGAUCGUAAGUGUCCAUUCACCUACUGAAAGAGAACGAUUAGAAGGACACCUUCUAUGA
Molecule: messenger RNA, 387 nt
Organism: Necator americanus (New World hookworm)
Lineage: Eukaryota; Metazoa; Nematoda; Chromadorea; Rhabditida; Ancylostomatidae
Exons: 1
Coding region: 1-387 (128 amino acids)
Source: RefSeq, a predicted model, not a curated record